AUGGAAACUCAUACAUUAGCUUGGGAUGUUGACUUGGUGCAUGAUAUGUUUAAUGAAAGGGAUGCUAACUUAAUUCUUAGUAUUUCCUUGUCUUCAAGUCGUUUAUGUGAUGUUUGGUAUUGGAGUUGGGAGAGCUCAAGCCAUUUCUCAGUAAAAUCAAUUUAUAAGUUCAUAGAAUUGAGCAGAGAGUUGGGUGCACAGGAUGAUGAUUCCGUCUUUUGGAAUACUCUUUGGAAGCUAAGUGUUCCUCCGAAAGUGAAAGACUUGUUAUGGCGUGCUGCUACUAACUGUCUACCUACGGAAUCCAGACUUCGUUCUAAACAUGUGCCUAUUGAUACCAUCUGCCCUGUGUGCAAAGUAACUGAUGAAAUCAUCUACCAUUGCUUGGUGGAUUGUUCUUUUUCCAAAGCGUGUUGGCAACAGUUGGCUGCUAGUGUUAAUUUGACGGCAGUUGGUUCUUUUGCCAACUGGUUUGCUACGGUUCUACAACAGGCGGAUAAGGAGAAAAGGAGGUUGAUCGCAAUGACAUCUCAAGCUUUACUCGCAUAUUGGACUCAGACUCUAGAUUCAAAAUUUAAUCCUACGGAUGCAUUCCUUACUGUUGUCGAUGGUGCUGAAACUUGGGCCAAACCAGCUGAAAACACCUUGAAGAUUAAUGUUGAUGCUGCCAUUUUUUUUUUUGGAAGUGCAACUUAUAGCUUUGCAGGGGUGUUUAGGGAUGAAACUGGCGCAUUGGAGCUUUUACCUGCUGUCGGUCAGGGGUGUUGCAACCCAAAAUGGUGGAAGCUUUGGGUGUUAAGGAGGCACUGA
This is a messenger RNA of Cannabis sativa, 810 nucleotides long. RefSeq lists its product as uncharacterized. Lineage: Eukaryota; Viridiplantae; Streptophyta; Magnoliopsida; Rosales; Cannabaceae. The record is from RefSeq and is a predicted model, not a curated record. The transcript has 2 exons. The coding region runs from base 1 to 810 and encodes 269 amino acids.